Asterias rubens (European starfish) is the source of this 2052-nucleotide messenger RNA. RefSeq names its product tripartite motif-containing protein 2-like. The transcript has a single exon. Gene Ontology annotation, molecular function: zinc ion binding. The record is from RefSeq and is a predicted model, not a curated record. The coding region runs from base 1 to 2052 and encodes 683 amino acids. Lineage: Eukaryota; Metazoa; Echinodermata; Asteroidea; Forcipulatida; Asteriidae.
AUGGCCGAAGCUGCACUUCACACUGAAACCACUUGCAAGAUUAGACAUGUACACAUCGAAUGCCCAAUCUGCUUGACUCGGUUCAUCGAUCCGAAAAUCCUGGACUGUCAGCACAGCUUCUGCUUAACAUGUCUUCAGGAACUUGUAGACAAACAGGAUCAGAAAACGGGUUUCAUCAUUUGCCCAGUGUGUAGAGAGAAAACUUCAGUCCCAGAUAAGGGACCAUCGGCUCUUCUCAACUGCCUUCUCUUGAGCUCGCUUAUUGAUGACGUCAUCAAUCCGGGUGGUCCCGGAGAAGACAUUAGGCCUAACCCUCAUCGAGUCGUUAGUGCAGCCGGGUCGUCAAAUGAGGGAUCCAGAGACCACAACAAAACUUGCUCUCAAAAAUGCCGGAAACACACUGAUCAGGAACUGUGUUUUUACUGUGAAACGUGUGGUUUACUCGUGUGUCCUAAAUGUGCGGUGCUCGAUCACAGAUCGUCAGACCACAACCUUUCUGAAAUCAGUGAUUCCAUUCGAUCGUAUCGUCAAGCUGUUGAAGAGGCAUUGAUGAAGUUUGAUGAAUGUCGCAAGCAAUUCCAAAAAGUAGAUGACUCCAUCAAACACUCACAGCAUAGAUUACAGAUCAUGGUCGACCGGGCUCUUCGAGAUAUUGUGGCUAAGGAGGAAGAGGAAGUCGAGAAAGUCAGAAAAGCAUCUCGCCUCCUUCAAGAAAGAGUCACUCAAAUCCGCAAAGAGAGAGGUGGGCAAUUCCGCAGCAUACAGAUCAGCAAUAGCGAUAAGAUGAGCCGCGCAGAGCAGAUCGUAGCUUCAGUCAACGACUUGAUGCAACAUGCUGAUGACGUUGAGCUGCUGGACCUCAAGCCAAAGGUUAUGCACAACUUGACAUUCCACAAUGACCUCAAGUUUCAAACAGUGCAGCAUAGCAAGUCAUUCAUCGCGUUCAAAGGUCAUGAUGCCGCCACUGAUGCGGAUAUCGGUGAAAUACUAGAGGAAGAGAAGUGGGAGGUGAAGACAGAGUUUGGUAAAGAAGGGGAAGGUGACGAGGAGUUCAAGUUUGCAUAUGACGUUGCUUGUUUAAGCAACGAUGACAUCGUCGUUACUGAUUUGGAACGGCGGAUAUUAUCCAAAUUUACAUCGAAUGGUAGUUACAAAUCUCAAGGUGUGCAAAGUAGAACAGAAGAUGGACAACUAGAAUGCCCUGCCGAAGUUGCGGUGACCUCUGAUGACCUGCUUCUGGUUACUGACGGACAGGAUGUAAAGGUUUAUGAUAGCGAACUGCGAUUCAUUCGUAAGUUCAGACCAUCACGGAGUGAAGUCGAGGGGCAGUCAGAGAGUAUACUCGCUGGUAUUGCUGUUGACAAGAAAGAUCGUAUUGCAGUGUAUGACAUUGGGAGAAAGGUAAUAUAUCUUCAUAACAAGGAUGGAUCCACCAUUUCCACAAUACAUCAUGAUGAUAUUGGCGAUACCGGCAGUCUAGGCUUUCUAUCUGUUAACAGCAAGGAGCGACUGAUCUUUACAAACUUCGAUGAGAUGAAACUAGUUUGUCUGGAUUUCAUGGGAAACGAGGUGUUCAAGAUCAGCACCUCCGUUGACGGCAAACCUGUAAUGCCUACUGGUGUGUGUUGUGAUUAUGCUGGGGAUAUAUAUGCGUGUUUCUUAUGCAAAGAUGGUGAUGGUGAUGGUGAUUGUGAUAGUGAUGGUGAUGGUGAUGGUGAUGGUGACGGUGACGGUGACGGUGAUGGUGAUGGUGACGGUGACGGUGACGGUGAUGGUGAUGGUGACGGUGACGGUGACGGUGAUGGUGAUGGUGAUGGUGAUGGUGAUUGUGAUAGUGAUGGUGAUGGUGAUGGUGAUGGUGACGGUGACGGUGACGGUGAUGGUGAUGAUGAUGGUUUUGUUGCUGGUGAGAUACAUCACUACGAUGCAUCAGGUGAGCACAUCGGCUGUGUAGCCCGUGGCUUGCACGGUCCUAUAGGCAUGACGUUUACUCCGACCGGUGACCUCAUCGUGGCUGAUUCGCGGUCGGUCAAGAUCUUGCAUCGCGUGUGA